Molecule: messenger RNA, 1000 nt
Organism: Tauraco erythrolophus (red-crested turaco)
Lineage: Eukaryota; Metazoa; Chordata; Aves; Musophagiformes; Musophagidae
Source: RefSeq, a predicted model, not a curated record
GGAUUGGAGGCCUGAGAAGAAAGACGGUGCAACUCGGAUGCGACAUGAACGCAUCGUUAUUAUCAGGAAUAUGUUUCACCCAAAGGACUUUGAGGAGGAUCCCUUAGUGCUAAACGAAAUCAGAGAAGAUCUGCGAACAGAGUGUGAAAAGUUUGGUCAAGUAAAGAAGGUUCUCAUAUUUGAUCGACACCCUGAUGGCGUGGCUUCUGUGUCCUUUAAAGAAGCAACAGAAGCUGAUCUGUGCAAGCUCACCCUAAAUGGAAGGUGGUUUGGUGGCCGUCAGCUCAGUGCUGAAACGUGGGAUGGUGUAACGGAUUAUCAGGUGGAGGAGACCGCAAGAGAAAGGGAAGAAAGGCUCAAGGUGUGGGGAUCAUUUUUAGAGGAUGCUGAUGCAAAGGAGCAGCAAACUACAUCUGGUGCAGAUUGUGCAGCAAGUAGCGUUCAACUGCCUGAAGGCAGACAACCUUCGAAAGCUAACGACUCGUCUAAGGAAGAUGUAAAGGGUGAAGCCCAUAAGAGAGAGAAUAAUGGUGAGGGCGUUAAUGAAGAUGGUGCUCCUUCUACAGACAGCAGCCUUGCAGGCAGUGAUGUUGAAGCAGAUACAUAACAUCGUUAAUGCUUUAUGAAAGCGUGGUUUUUAGGGUGAUGUUUGAGUUUAUCCCUUUCUUCAGGGUGACUGCAGACAAUAUUCAUAUGAAUAUAUGCAUAUUAGAAUGUCAUCAACUGUGUGCUUUGAAGUUUUCAUUAAAAGCAGUAUUUAAUGAGAUUCUAAAAGUUUGUAUUAAUUGGCUGUUCAGGUAAAGUAGCUCAAGUUGCCAAGAAUGCAGUAAAACUCAUCAGGCUUCUUUUGUUCUAACUAUGCUUGUCAGUGUUUCAUUAUGUAAGUGUGAAAUAUGUUCCAACCCUUAAGUUUAAGUAACUAAAUGUAACUUAAGUAAUGCAAAGCUGUUACAAGAUUUGUGGAUUUUACUGUUAAUUCUCCUGUAGUCCUUGGAACUUG